Spinacia oleracea (spinach) is the source of this 462-nucleotide messenger RNA. Its product is annotated as B3 domain-containing protein REM16-like. The transcript is spliced from 2 exons. The record is from RefSeq and is a predicted model, not a curated record. Gene Ontology annotation, molecular function: DNA binding. Bases 1 to 462 code for a protein of 153 amino acids. NCBI's taxonomy places the organism in Eukaryota, Viridiplantae, Streptophyta, Magnoliopsida, Caryophyllales, Amaranthaceae.
AUGGAGGAGAAGUCAGAUUGUGAGAAUUGCAAGACAUGGGAAGAGGAAAUGUACUGGAAACAUUUCAAUUCCAUGCAUUUUUAUCAGAUCCUACCCAAAAACUUCAAUGAUCAUCUUGUAUUGCCUGAGAAAUUUGCUGCACAUAUGACAACCCAUGUACCAGACAUAGUGUCGCUCAUAGGCCCGAGUGGUACUAUGUGGGAAGUAGAGACUCAGAAAACCGAUAACCUGCUGCUUGUUGGAGAUGGGUGGAAGAACUUUGUAAAAACUUAUGAGUUGGAAGAAAACUGUCUCUUAAUGUUCAAAUAUAAGCGGAACUCGAGGUUUGAGGUCUUAAUUUUUGACCAAGAGAGUUUCUGUGAGAAGGAAUCGUGUUAUUUUGUUAAGAAAUGUAGGCACACAAAGUCUGAACAUGAAAAUCAUAAAAAGAGAAGUGUGAGAGAGGUUCAAGCACUGAGGUAG